Messenger RNA from Neocloeon triangulifer, 393 nucleotides. RefSeq lists its product as uncharacterized. The transcript is spliced from 4 exons. The coding region runs from base 20 to 382 and encodes 120 amino acids. The record is from RefSeq and is a predicted model, not a curated record. Lineage: Eukaryota; Metazoa; Arthropoda; Insecta; Ephemeroptera; Baetidae.
UCCUAUUUGAAGCACAAACAUGCUGCUGUCCAUGUCUCGGCUUCUGGUGCUUCUGCUCAUUUCCACUUAUUUGACGACUUUUGCGGCAGAGUUCAGCCCGCCGAGUUUGCCCUUUGCGACGGCACACUUCAAUCUCGCGAGCGAGAAAAGCCAACAUAGCCAGGUGAAACUUCCCGCCGGCGUCAAAAGGGGUAGCGACGACGUCAAAGGGGCGACUUCCCAGUCGUUUGGAUGCACCCUUGAGCUACAAGUGGUUCAGAGACUGAGUGGCAUGUGCAUCGAUUUCGGCAGGUCCAACGCGUGCUCAGCAGGUGCUUACAUAUACCCUUUCCACCCUGAAUGCAUCAACGGACGCCAACGCCAGUCUCAAGUGAGACCAUGAUUUGAGUUCAG